Messenger RNA from Schistosoma guineensis, 906 nucleotides. The record is from the annotation of a GenBank genome assembly. NCBI's taxonomy places the organism in Eukaryota, Metazoa, Platyhelminthes, Trematoda, Strigeidida, Schistosomatidae.
AUGAAUUUUUUAACAUACAUAUUUGUCUACUUGUUUCAGGUGAUAUAUUCAAUUUUCCGUCCUAUGAUAAAGUAUAUUUCUCGAUUAGUAACAGGGAGGUGUGAACUAAGUCGCAUAAUUGCUGAUUGUCCGAAAGGAGCACCCAGAACUGUCAGAAUAGAAAACUCGCUGAGGAAUUCAAAAAAUAAAUCUAUUCAAAAUGGAUUGCUUUUGGGAAAAUGUACAGAUGUCAAAUCACAUGUGCAGUUUGUCAUUAGUGCUAAGCGUAUCGAUCUAAAAGAUCAACCAAAUUUUCCUACCGAUUAUUUGUACUGCAUCAUUCAAAUCAACUCUUAUCGGGAACUAAUAAAUACAUUGGAUGCCUUGAAGUGUACUGCGUUUAAUUCAGAUGAUCAAUAUCACUCCGAAUUACUUUCAAGGUUAUGGAUUUGUCUUGAUUCUCAAAACGAAUUGUCAUCCCAUAAUGGAGAGAAGUGGACUCUUCUUGGAUUUCAGACGGAGAACCCCGAGACGGAUUUCCGCGGAAUGGGUAUACUGUCUCUUGAAAAUCUUGUGUACUUCGCAGAAUCACACACAAAAUUAGCGCGAAGUAUGUUAUCGGCAUCACAUCAUCCUAACAAAUGGUAUCCAUUUGCUGUAACUGGUAUCCACUUGACGAAGUUGUCGUACAACUUAAUGCUGAAGGGUUAUCUAAAAUAUCAAUUCUAUAACAUGUCUUCAUCAGCCAGCAUACAAGAAUUCAACGAGUUUUACUGCUAUACAUUUUAUUCUUUCCACAAAUUCUGGACGAAACACCCUCGUGAUAUAAUGCAAUUCAACAAAUAUUGUGACGAUUUCGCGAAUAAAUUGAAAUGUCUUUUAUUGGAUGUAAACUGUAGAUUAUGUUUAUCGGAAGAUAAAAUUUAA